GUGGUUUCACCUGAAGUCAAUAUCUAAGACCAUAAUCACCUGUCUGGCCGAUGGGUAAUAAGAACCUGAGAAGAAUUUAAAUUCGAUGCCAUUGUCUUAUAUUGGGAGAGAACUCAAGACUGUGACUCGAGAAGAAAUUGUGAAUAGAUGUGUUCGAGAACUUAGUUCAGUGAACUCCGUAUAAAAUGGAACUGCACAUCAAAAUAUGUGCAAUAAUAUUAUUAGUGGUCACUUUGACCGAGGAAAAGGCUGCAACGAUAAACACGAACGGGCAUAUCCCACCAUCCAACGUGCCAACUUUCAGAAGAGACUCAGUAGAACAUGUGCCAGAUGUAGAGUUCAGCUCACCCCUUCUGAAGUACGAGGAGUUCGGAAGCAAGAGAUUACCUCUCAGAGCAGCCGUUGAAAGUAUACCAGAUGUGAAUGAAAAUUCAAGAAGAUUGCCUCUGAGAGACGCAGUUGAAAAAAGACCCCCACCUGAUGAACCUUUCGACGAUGAAGAUUCUAGAGAGCCGGAAUCUAAUUCAGCUCUACAUUAUAGUGUCAAUCCAUCUGGACAGCUGGAUUUUCCUGGUAAAGGUGUCAGUCGCGGUGAAAAUUCUCACCAACAGUACAUACCUACCCAAUAUGUCCCAAACCAGUUUUCCUUCACCUCCCUCCAAGGAUUUCCACAAUACUUCCAGCAAAACCAACAAGCCAGUAAGCCCCUUCAGUAUUUUCAGAAUAUCUUGGCAGAUUACAGAUCUGCUGCUCCGUAUAGAGUAGAUAACAGCUAUCAACAACUACUGGUCAGUCCAUUUGCUCUACCGAGAGGUAGGAGCUUGUCUUUCGAUGGCCCUGUUUCAGGAAGAAACCAACAAAGUGAAAGGCAGAUCGCAGAAAAUCCUCAAAGAAUAGUCUGCUAUGUUGAGGGUAUUGGAGCAUACAGGAAAGAACCUCUCACUUUCCAUCCAGGGGACUUGGAUCCAUUCAUUUGCACCCACAUAAUCUAUGCCUAUGCAACCAUUGAUCCAAUAACCUAUAACAUGAUAUCUAAUGAUGAAACAUAUGACGUCAUACAGGGAGGAUACAAAGCUGUGACAGACUUGAAGAGGAAGAAUCCAAACCUGAAAGUACUGAUAUCUCUUGGUGGUAGUCAAGAAGAUGGAUCAAACCGAUUCAGUAAAUUGGUGUCUAAUGCUCGUAAACGUAAAAGCUUCAUUCGAUCCGCCAUAUCGUUCAUUAAACAAUACCAAUUUGACGGAAUGGAGAUUCAUUGGGAAUAUCCAGGAGCUGAAGAACUUGGAGGUCAGCCGACUGACAAAGAAUUUCUCUUAUCAUUCCUCGAGGAAGUUUCUGAAAUCUUCAAACAACGCGGAUGGUUGUUCACUCUGUCUGUUCCUGGAUCUAGGUUCAGAGCUGAAGAUGGGUUCGAACCAUCGAAACUAGAUGAUUUAGUAGAUUUUGUAAAUGUACAAGCCUUCGAUUUUCAUACUGAUAGAGAGCAAGUGGCUGACCAUCCUGCUAAUUUGUAUGCACGUGCUGACGAUGAUGGUUUAAACAUAUUUUUAAGUGUUGACUACGCUGUACAUUAUUGGAUCAGAAAAGGUCUGCCGAAAUCCAAACUUGUACUAGGUGUACCAUUCUAUGGAAGAUCUUUCACGCUCAGGUAUGCUAAUGAAACAGAAAUUGGAUCAGGAAUCAAAGGACCAGGAAGAGAAGGAUUUUACACUCAGAGUCCUGGUCUUCUAGCUUAUUUCGAAAUCUGUGAUAUGAUCCAAAACGAAGGAUGGUUCAGAAGUCAAGACGAUGCUGGAUCCCCAAUUAUCGUAAACGGAGAUCAGUGGGUAGGGUAUGAGGACGUAGACAGUAUCAAAAGAAAAGUUGGGUAUAUCAAGGAACAGCAACUCGGUGGUAUAUUUGUGAAAUCAGCGGAUCUGGAUGAUUUCAAAGGAAUCUGCGGUGAAAAGUGGCCUUUGCUAUCUGUGAUAAAUAGUGAACUGAAAGGGGUGGAUCCAGUUUUCUUCAACGGUGACGAAAGCACUGCAACACGACCUUUUGGGACAUGUGAGUCUACUGGGUAUUACAGUGAUUCCAGAAACUGUGCCGCCUAUUAUAUUUGUAAAAAUGGCCUAACCUAUCACCUAUCUUGCGGAAGUAACCUCAUGUUCAACCCUACCAAUGGAAAAUGUGAUCAAUUCGAUCCAGAAAAGUGCAGACCAGGAGAAACUAUUUAUAUCCCAAGUGGUUUGAAAGAUACGGAUAUGUCGUCAAAAAAGCAAGAACUGAAAGUCGACAGACCCAAGGUCGUUUGUUAUGUUACUAAUUGGGCUUUCUAUCGAAAAGCUGAAGGCAAAUUUGUCCCAGAACAUAUUGAUCAACGACUAUGUACCCAUGUAGUAUAUGCAUUUGCUAGUUUAGACCCAAAAAAUCUUCUCGUGAAGGAGUUCGAUCCAUGGGCUGAUUUAGAUAAUAAUUUGUACCAGAGGAUUACUUCACUUAAAGACACGGUAGUUAUGUUAUCUUUGGGAGGCUGGACAGAUUCGGCAGGAGACAAGUACUCCAGACUGGUCAGUGAUGGGACAGCUAGAAGGCGUUUUGUAGUAGGCGCCGUAAGCUUCUUACGAAAACACGGUUUUAAAGGUCUCCACUUCGACUGGAACUACCCAACUUGCUGGCAAAGCAAUUGCAGAAGAGGACCUUCAUCUGAUAAAAGCAACUUCGUCAAGCUUGUGCAAGAGUUGAAGGCAGAAUUCAAUAGGCAAAAUCCACCAUUGGUGCUAGCGGCUGCUAUUUCAGGAUACAAAGAAGUUAUAGACCUUGCCUAUGAUUUACCAGCUCUAGGAAAAUCCUUAGACUUCCUUUCAGUGAUGACCUAUGACUAUCACGGUGCAUGGGAAAGACAUACAGGUCAUGUUAGUCCCCUUCAUGCUAGUCCUGAUGACAAGUAUCCCCAGUAUAACACGAACUACACAAUGGAGUAUUUGGUUUCUCUAGGAGCUCCAAGAGAGAAGCUUCUCUUAGGCAUUCCAUUUUAUGGCCAGAGCUUCACCUUAACCAAGAAGAGUGAUUAUGGAGAAGGAGCGCCAAGUGUGGGCCCUGGCGAAGCUGGGGAAUAUACAAAGCAGCCAGGAAUGUUAGCUUACUACGAAAUAUGCAACCGAAUCAGGAAUCGUAGAUGGGUUGUGAACAAAAACAGUGCAUCAAUGGGUCCAUAUGCCUACAACAAUGACCAGUGGGUGGGUUUUGAGGAUAUUUCUUCGAUCAGAGAAAAAGCAAGGUAUAUCAAAAGCAGUGGGUUUGGAGGUGCCGUAGCUUGGACUAUCGAUCUAGAUGACUUCAAUAACAAUUGUUGUGAAGGGGCGUUCCCAUUACUACGUAGUCUUGGCGGAGAAUUGGGAAUAAUUCCAGAACAGCCUGUUCAGAGUGAUUGUACGAAACCCCCUGCUCCUUCUACUCCAGUUCCACCUGAGACCACUACAGGAGUCGAUUCGGGUGGAUCUUCUGACCAUCACCAACACGAAGAGUGGACGAGUUCAUCGACUAAACGAACCACCACUGGCACUUGGUGGAAUCCAACUACUUCCAGUACUACCACUAGACCAUCAACUUCCACAACGUCGUGGUCAAAGCCAUCAACCAUAGCUAGUACAAAUAAGCCAACCAACCCUUGGUGGGCUGAUACUACUACUACCACUACUGCCAGACCAAGUAGUCAUAUAACUUGGUGGACUGAAACUACUCCAGUGCCAACUAAGACGACUGCUGGUGCUGUGUGGUGGACAACUACGAAAUCGACAACUUCAAGGCCAAUCACCCAGGACCACCCUGAUGGUGAAGUAAUCGUGCCGUCGCCAGCAGUAGUGAUGCCUGAAGUUGAAAGUCCCUCGAUGAGUUGUGAACCAGGGCAAUAUCUGCCGGAUCCAGCUAACUGUAAUGCCUUCUAUAGAUGUGUGAUAGGAGAACUGAAGAAACAGUACUGUGCAGGUGGAUUGCACUGGAAUAAGGAGAAGAAUAUUUGUGAUUGGCCAGCUGAAGCAAAAUGCAAAGAAGGUAAUCGUUACAAAGGAAAUGGGUACAGGAGAGAAGCCUACCAGAAAACCAAAGCCGACAACAAGCUGGCAAACACAAUCAACAACAAUCUGGCAGACACAAUCAACAACGCCGAGGAAUCCAUUUCCUUCUUGGUCUACCGCUGCACCCUAUACCAUGACGACUACUCAAAUAACCCCCUCCCAAACGGAGUGCAACAAUGGGGCGUAUUAUCCCCACGAGCGAUGCUCUCACUUUUACGUAUGCUACAAUAACCAACUUGUAGCACAGAGAUGCGCUCCAGGAUUAAGCUUUGAUGCGCAGACUGGUAUGUGUGAUUGGAGCUUCAAGGUUAAAUGUGUUGGAAGGAAAAAAGCCGCUGAGAAAUUCACUGCGAUACACAACAGAUAUAUUGGAGACCGUCCUCAACCCUACACAAAUUGUGAUGGAAAUGCGUUCGCUCCUAGACCAGGUUCUUGUACUCAAUACAUGGACUGUCAGUGGGGAAAGUAUGAAAUACGAGACUGUGCACCUGGAUUACAUUGGAAUAAUGAGAAGAAAAUCUGUGACUGGCCACAAAACGCCCAGUGCUCCGAAGAUCCAGAUCAAAGUAUCGACAUUAUCGAAACCAAUCCCAGUCCACCAGAAACACCCCCUCCUACAUACCCGCAGUGGUCACGCCCUACUACAACCCACGCCACGCCUGUCAGCUCCACUGAAUGGUCGGAGUCCUCGUCCAACGAGUGGGAGUGGCACCCACCGAUCCCACCCACUUCGGAAAAGCCACCCCUAUCGGAACCACUCAAGCCCUUUUCUGGAUAUUUCAAGGUCGUCUGCUAUUUCACCAACUGGGCGUGGUACAGGAAGGGCGCUGGGAAGUAUUUGCCCGAGGAUAUUGAUGAGAAUCUCUGUACACAUGUCGUGUACGGGUUUGCAGUAUUGGAUUAUUCGAACCAUGUAAUCAAGGCUCAUGAUUCUUGGGCUGAUUUUGAUAACCAAUUCUACAAGCGAGUCGUGGGAUACAAAUCGAAAGGAAUCAAAGUAUCCGUUGCCAUUGGAGGUUGGAAUGAUUCCCAAGGUGACAAAUAUUCGAAAUUAGUCAAUAAUCCAGCAGCUAGAAAAAGGUUCAUCGAACAUGUGCUGAAAUUCUUGGAUAAAUACAACUUUGACGGUUUGGAUCUGGAUUGGGAGUAUCCCAAAUGUUGGCAGGUCGACUGUGCCAAAGGUCCAGAUUCCGAUAAGCUGGCCUUCGCUGACUUUGUCAGAGAACUCAAAGCAGCGUUCAGGCCGAGAGGUUAUCUCCUCUCUGCAGCCGUUUCCCCGAGCAAAACCGUAAUCGAUGCUGGUUAUGAUGUCCCAGCCUUGGCUGAAAAUUUGGACUGGGUGGCCGUGAUGACUUACGACUUCCACGGACAGUGGGACAAGAAGACUGGACAUGUGGCACCGUUGUUUUACCACCCCGAGGAUGAUGUUGCCUUCUUCAAUUCGAACUAUUCCAUCAACUACUGGAUCUCCGAGGGAGUCCCUCGUCGCAAAAUCAUCAUGGGUAUGCCGCUGUACGGCCAAUCGUUCCGCCUGGAAAAAGAAGAGAACCACGGCCUCAACGCGGUCGCACCGGGUCCAGGGGAAGCGGGAGAGUACACCAGAGCUCCGGGCUUCCUGGCCUACUACGAGAUAUGCGACAAUGUCAAAAACAAGGGCUGGAAAGUGGUGCAGGACGAGCUGGGAAGGAUGGGACCGUACGCGUACAAGGGCAACCAAUGGGUGUCGUUCGACGAUAAGGAGAUGAUCAGGAGGAAGUCUGAGUUCAUCAGGAGGAUGGAUAUCGGAGGAGGCAUGAUCUGGGCUCUGGAUCUGGACGACUUCAAGAACAAAUGCGGUGAAGGUCGUCACCCAUUGCUCACUAUCAUCAGAAACGUGCUGGCCGAUCCAGGAACUGGUCACCAAGAACUAGUGGAUGACCAACCACGACCAGUAGUACUGUCACCUGAACCAAUCGAAGCAGAAGAACGUCCACUUCCAUCAGAUCCUGGGAGCGACGAAUCACAGGCCUUGGUGGAUCCGAAUUCGGAGUACAAAGUCGUCUGCUACUUCACCAACUGGGCAUGGUAUAGACAGGGCGUUGGCAAGUACUUGCCUUCUGAUAUAGACCCUAAUUUAUGCACCCAUAUCGUGUAUGGAUUUGCUGUUCUAAAUGGUGACCAGAUGAUCAUCAAACCACACGAUGGUUGGGCUGAUUUUGAUAACAAGUUCUACGAAAAAGUGACGGCUUUAAGGGCCAAAGGUAUCAAAGUGCUCAUUGCCAUUGGAGGUUGGAAUGAUUCUGCGGGAGAUAAAUACUCGAAGCUUGUCAAUAAUCCAUCUGCGAGAAGGAGGUUCAUCGCCCAUGUUGUCGAUUUUAUCGAAGAAAAUAACUUCGAUGGUUUGGAUUUGGAUUGGGAAUAUCCUACUUGCUGGCAGGUCGAUUGCACUAAAGGUCCAACUUCAGAUAAACCUGCCUUUGCUGAAUUCGUGAGAGAGCUCCAUGAGGCGUUCCAGCCUAAAGGCUGGUUGCUCUCUUCAGCAGUAUCGCCCAGCAAAAGAGUAAUCGACGCUGGUUAUGACGUGUCCACUUUAUCUCGAUACUUGGACUGGAUUGCCGUAAUGUGCUACGACUACCAUGGACAGUGGGAUAAAGUCACUGGACACGUGGCUCCAAUGUACGCUCAUCCAGAAGAUAUCGACGACACGUUCAAUACGAAUUUCACGAUUCACUAUUGGAUCGAAAAAGGAGCUGAUAGAAAAAAAUUGGUGAUGGGUAUGCCAAUGUAUGGACAGUCUUUCUCCUUAGCUGAUAACGCAAACACUGGCUUGAAUGCUGCAACAUAUGGAGGAGGUGAAGCUGGAGAAGAAACUAGAGCUAGAGGAUUCCUAGCUUACUACGAAAUAUGUAGGAACAUUAUCAACAAAGGGUGGCAGCUAGUGAGAGACCGGAAAGGACGUAUAGGCCCAUACGCGUACUUGAGAGACCAAUGGGUGUCAUUCGACGAUAUAGGCAUGAUCAGACACAAGUCAGAGUACAUCAAAGCGAUGGGUCUUGGUGGUGGAAUGAUAUGGGCACUGGACCUGGAUGACUUCAAAAACCUUUGUGGAUGCGAGGAAUAUCCUUUGCUGCGAACUAUCAAUAGAGUGCUCCGAAACUACACUCUACCAGAUCCAAAAUGCGUUCUAGGUAAACCCCAGAAACCAACAACUCCAAGGCCAACUGUCACCCACGAACCAACAGAACAACCAAGCCAUAAACCGCCAACUAAACCACCACAUCAAAUUGUACCAGACAUUCUGAACCCUGAACCGAUACCAUGUGAGGGACUUCUCUUUGAGGCACAUGAAACUAAUUGCAACCAGUACUACCUUUGCAACCAGGGUCAGCUGCAGCUUCAGUCGUGCCCUAGUGGCUUAUACUGGAACGUGGAGCAUUGUGAUUGGCCAGAGAAUACCCAGUGCCAUCCUGAUGGUAGCACUACGGCACCUUUAGAUGUUACAACAGCAGUUUCAGAUGUAACGAAUGCAACCAAUCAGGUUUUUACAGAAGGGGAGUAUAUUCCUUCCACCCUGACUACGAAUAGACCUGCUCAUGAUGAUACAGGAUAUAAGGUGGUGUGUUAUUUCACCAAUUGGGCUUGGUACAGGCAAGGUGAUGGAAAAUACCUCCCAACAGAUAUAGACCCCGAACUGUGCACACAUAUCAACUACGGAUUUGCCGUUUUGGAUUCAACUACUUUGACGAUAAAACCACAUGAUUCAUGGGCAGACAUAGACAAUGAGUUCUACAAGAAAGUAACAGACUACAGAUCCAGAGGAAUCAAAGUACUGAUAGCCAUCGGAGGAUGGAACGAUUCUUUGGGAGAUAAGUACUCACGGCUAGUGAAUGAUCCUCGAGCUAUAGCUAGAUUUGUUGCUAAUGUUCUUCAGUUCAUUGAGAAAUGGGGAUUCGACGGGUUGGAUGUCGAUUGGGAGUAUCCCAAAUGCUGGCAGGUGGACUGUGAUAAAGGACCCGCAUCUGAUAAGCAAGGAUUCUCCGAUCUCAUUCGAGAGCUGAGCGCUGCUUUCAAGCCCAGAGGCCUUCUUCUCUCUUCCGCAGUCUCUCCAAGUAAAGCAGUCAUCGACGCUGGCUAUGACGUUCCGGUGUUGAGCCAGUACUUCGACUGGAUCGCCGUCAUGACCUACGAUUUCCAUGGUCACUGGGACAAGAAGACAGGCCACGUGGCACCGUUGUAUUACUAUCCUGGAGACACCUACGACUACUUCAAUGCUAACUACUCGAUUCAGUACUGGAUAGAAAAUGGAGCGCCACCAAGCAAGUUGGUGAUGGGCAUGCCACUUUACGGCCAGUCUUUCAGCCUAGCAGAUUCUGGUCGAAGGGGUCUGAACGAGCAGUCUUACGGACCAGGUGAAGCUGGAGAAUUCACUAGAGCAGGAGGAUUUUUGGCCUUCUAUGAGAUCUGUGAAAGAGUGAAGAAAAAGGGAUGGGUAGUAACAAGAGACCCUGAAGGAAGAAUAGGCCCCUAUGCAACUCACGGCAGCCAAUGGGUUUCCUACGACGAUAUUUCGGAAAUUCGAAGAAAGUCGAAACUUGUUAAACAAUGGGGUCUUGGUGGAGGAAUGGUUUGGGCACUGGAUCUGGACGAUUUCAGGAAUAGAUGUGGUUGUGGACGUCAUCCAUUAUUGAAGACGAUGAAUGCGGAACUCAGAGGACUGAAAUCGGACAUAACAUUACAGAAUUGCACAUGAAGCGAUUCCAAGAUGAGACAAUAGAAUAAGUACGAAGGCGCGCACAUUGUGAUGCUAUUUUUAUAUGAAUAUUUUUCUUCUUUGGAAUGGAUUUAUUUAGUCAUCUGCAUUUGACAUUAUUUACUCAACAUUUCAAAGGAUACAGAAUAUUUUGAACUUUAUUUUGAUAGAGCAGUGUAUAAACAACACUUCAUGAAAUAAAAACAUAUACAAACCA
Messenger RNA from Phaedon cochleariae (mustard beetle), 9001 nucleotides. NCBI's taxonomy places the organism in Eukaryota, Metazoa, Arthropoda, Insecta, Coleoptera, Chrysomelidae. The record is from the annotation of a GenBank genome assembly.